This is a messenger RNA of Anolis carolinensis (green anole), 42256 nucleotides long. RefSeq names its product RNA polymerase II subunit J. Gene Ontology annotation, cellular component: RNA polymerase II, core complex. Gene Ontology annotation, biological process: transcription by RNA polymerase II. NCBI's taxonomy places the organism in Eukaryota, Metazoa, Chordata, Lepidosauria, Squamata, Anolidae. The coding region runs from base 12233 to 12769 and encodes 178 amino acids. The transcript has a single exon. Gene Ontology annotation, molecular function: DNA binding; protein dimerization activity. The record is from RefSeq and is a predicted model, not a curated record.
GUCCAGGAGAGUCACCAGCCUAGUCAAAAUAUAAUAAUAAUAAUAAUAAUGGGAAGUAACCGUCACAGGAAGAAGAAUAAACAAUAACAAGUACAGUAGAGUCUCACUUAUCCAACGUUCUGGAUUAUCCAACGCAUUUUUGGAGUCAAUGUUUUCAAUACAUCGUGAUAUUUUGGUGCUAAAUUCGUAAAUACAGUAAUUACUACAUAGAAUUACUGCUUAUUGAACUACUUUUUCUGUCAAAUUUGUUGUAUAACAUGAUGUUUUGGUGCUUAAUUGGUAAAAUCAAAACCUAAUUUGAUGUUUAAUAGGCUUUUCCUUAAUCUUUCCUUAUUAGCCAACAUAUUCGCUUAUCCAACGUUCUGGAUUAUCCAACGCAUUUUUGGAGCCAAUGUUUUCAAUACAUCGUGAUAUUUUGGUGCUAAAUUCGUAAAUACAGUAAUUACUACAUAGAAUUACUGCUUAUUGAACUACUUUUUCUGUCAAAUUUGUUGUAUAACAUGAUGUUUUGGUGCUUAAUUGGUAAAAUCAAAACCUAAUUUGAUGUUUAAUAGGCUUUUCCUUAAUCUUUCCUUAUUAUCCAACAUAUUCGCUUAUCCAACGUUCUGCCGGCCCGUUUACGUUGGAUAAGCGAGACUCUACUGUAAUAAAAAUAAUAAUGAGUAACAAUCAUGGUGGCAAUAAUAAUAAGUAACUAUAAUAGUAAGAAGAAUAAUGGGGAGUCACCGCCCUAGUAAGAAUAUAAUAAUAAUACAGUAGAGUCUCACUUAUCCAAGCAAAACUGGCCAGCAGAAGCUUGGAUAAGCGAAUAUCUUGGAUAAUAAGGAGGGAUUAAGGAAAAGCCUAUUAAACAUCAAAUUAGGUUAUGGUUUUACAAAUUAAGCACCAAAACUUCAUGUUAUACAACAAAUUUGACAGAAAAAGUAGUUCAAUACGCAGUAAUGUUAUGUUGUAAUUACUGUAUUUACGAAUUUAGCACCAAAAUAUCACGAUAUAUUGAAAACAUUGACUACAAAAAUGGCUUGGAUAAUCCAGAGGCUUGGAUAAGCGAGGCUUGGACAAGUGAGACUCUACUGUAAUAAUAAUAAUGAUGAGGAGUAAUAAUAACAAUCAGAAGGGUAAUGGGAAGUCACCACCCUAAUAAGAAUAUAAUAAUAGUAGGAAAUAAAAAGAAUGAUGGGAAGUCACCACCCUAAUAAGAAUGUAAUAUUAAUAAUACAGUAUUGGGAAGCACAGUAGAGUCUCACUUAACAUAAACGGGCCGGCAGAAUGUUGGAUAAGCGAAUAUGUUGGAUACUAAGGAGGGAUUGAGGAAAAGCCUAUUAAACAUCAAAUUAGGUUAUGAUUUUACAAAUUAAGCACCAAAGACAUCAUGUUAGACAACAAAUUUGGCAGAAAAAGUAUGUAGUAAUUACUGUAUUUAUGAAUUUAGCACCAAAAUAUCACGAUAUAUUGAAAACAUUGACUACAAAAAUGGCUUGGAUAAUCCAGAACGUUGGAUAAGCGAGUGUUGGAUAAGUGAGACUCUACUGUAAUAGUAAGAAGAGUAAAAGAAAGUCAUCAUCCUAGUAAAAAUAGAAUAAUAGUAGGAAGUAACCAUCAUAGUAAGAAGAAUAAUGGGGAGUCACCAUCCUAGAAAGAAUAACAAACAAUAACAAAUAAUGAUCAAUAAAUAACUAUAAUAGUAAGAAGAAUAAUGGGAAGUCACCAUCCUAGAAAGAAUAAUAAACAAUAACAAAUAAUGAUCAAUAAGUAACUAUAAUAGAAAGAAGAAUAACGGGAAGUCACCAUCCUAGUAAGAAAAUAAUAAUAAUAAUACUAAUAAUAAUAAUGGGAUGUGUUAAUAAUAGUAAGAAGAAUAAUGGUAAUAAUAAACAAUAGGAAAUAAUAAUAAGUGGCCGUAAUAAUAAUAAUAAUGGGAAGUAACAAUCAUAGUAGUAAUAAUAAGCAACAAAUUAUAGUAAUAAAAGUAAGAAUAAUGGUGACAACAAUAAUAAGUAUAAUAGUAAGAAUAACAGGAAGUGACAAACAUAGUAAAAAUAACAAUCAUUGUAAUAAUAAACAACAAACAACCAUAAUAGUAAAAAGAAUUGUGAUAAAUGACAAUAAUCGUAAUAAUAAUGGUAGGCAACAUUCAUAAUAAAAAUAAUAAUAAGCAGCAAUAAGUAAGAAUAAUAAUGGUAGGUACCAAUCACAGUAAUAAUAACAAACAACAACAAAUAAUAAGUAAUAAUGGUAAUAAUGGUAAGUAACAAACAUAGUAGUAGUAGUAAUAGUAAUAACUUUAUAUUCCGCCCCAUCUCCCCAAGGGGACUCGGGGCAGCUUCCCCGGGCCAAGCCCAACACAUACAAUAAAAUGCAGCAAUAUAAAAUACACAGUACAAAAUAUCACAAUGUAAAAUACAUAACAAUCACAGUGAAAACAACAACGUCAACAGGGUAAAAAGCAUAGCGAUUAAAAGAGGCGAUAAGGUGCUUCAGUUCAUAAUAAUAAUAAUCAAUAAGUAGCAAUAAGAUUAAAAAUAAUGGUAAAUAAUAAUCAUAGUAAUAGCAAUAAGCGAAAUCCCCUCUUCCAACCAGGUUGAGGCUACUUUGAAGUACACCUUCCAAUAAUUGGGAUAUUGAUGGUAAUUUCUGAAGUCUGUAAGUGUAUUUCUCAUUUGUUAGUGUUCAGAAUCCAUUCUGUUAGCAAAGCUGGGAAUUGUGGGCCUUGUUAUCUCAAGAUAGGGAGGAAGCGAUCAUUGAGAAAGGUGUAGUAGAGGUUGAGUAUCCCUUGUCUGAAAUGCUUGGGACCAGAAGUGUUGUGGAUUUUGGAUUUUUGAAUAUCUAUAUUUGCUUAUGUAUACAUAAUGAGAACUCAGGUCUAAUUAUCUUUCAUAUACCCCUUACACAUGCAGCCUGAAGGUAACUUUGUACACAACAUUUUCACUGAUUUGGGUAAUGAAACAAAGUCUGUGUCAUUAACAAUCAGGAAGCAAAAAGGUGUCACAAUUUCGGAGUCUUUCGAAUUUCAGGAUAAGGGACGUUCAAACUGUGCCAACAAGGAACUGCUCCACCCCACAAGCUCUGUAUGUGUCUGGAGGAUGACAAGAUUUGUACUUUAUUACCUGAAACUUUUCAGAAAAGGAUGACUGAGAAGAUGAGGAAAUGAAGAGAAGACUUGCUUGUCAAGUUCCUUGUUUGGGCUAGAGGUCACCGAUUCUCUUGCUGUGUUUGGAGUAGAUUUUCCAGAAUUGUCACGAGCUAAGAUAGAAUAGAAUCCUUAUAAGUUUAUCUUCCUCUUUUCCACCCCUUGCUCAUGAUUUUUUUUAUUCCAGGGCUACAGAUUGGGAAUCUUGUAAUUUGAAUUUUUCGCUCUUGCAGUUAGGUUUCCAUUGGGUUUUUUUGUGGUUUUAUUCCCUCCAUUGAUCCUCUCCCUACCAGAAAGUUCUAAGAAGAAAGAAGGAAUGAAGCUUAAGUUCUGGAGAAGAGCAUUUCUCAAGGGUCACAGAAUCAUUACAUUGGAAGAGACCCCUCUCAAAGGCCAUCAGUCCAACCCAAUUCUGGUACGCAAAAAGACACAAUCAAAGGCCUCCGGUCAGAUGGCUAUUCAGCCUCUUUUGAAAUCCUCCAGAGGAAGUGUCAUCACCACACUCAGAGGCAGCCUACUCCACUCUUGUCCUCUGUCUAAUGUGCAGUAAUUGGAGCACCUCCUGAAUCAAUUAUUAGCCACGAUGAACACUGAGGUUUGCUCAGGAUAUCUUAUGACACCCCGUCAUUUUUGCAAAGAAAUAGAGCUUCAAUUUCCCCUGAUAAUUCAACUUGGAUUGCCAGUCUCUAGGGUUGCUAUUAGAAUGCUGUUGAAAAAAAUCUAUGUUUAUUUGUGUAUAUUCUGUGUGUUAUAGUAAUAAUUUAUACCCUGCCCCCUCUCCCCGUAGGGACUUGGGGCAGCUUGCAACAAUCAACAGAUACAGGAAAUAAUAUAAGCAAUAGACAAUAGACAACAAUCAACAAUUACCACUUAAUACAAUUAAAAUACACAAUAAUAUAAAUAUUAAUAAAGAACAGUUUAUUUGACCUCUAAAAAUAAUAUAAAUAUAAACACCGUUUAAUCCACCAUGUUAUCAAAAUAUCCAGCAUUAUAAUUAAUGUUGUAAUGGUCAUUCAAGUCCUGUCUGAUAGUGUAGGGCCACAUCCCAUCAUCCUUACAUAGGAGUUAUAGGCCAACAAAAAUUGGCCAGUUUUGGGUGUAAAUCUCCUAUCUUCUAAUAACACACUUCUAAUAGCAUUUUGGCAGUUAAAAUCCCUCUUCUAUGUUCACAGGUUCAGUCUCCUUAGGGAUUGUCAACCUUGUAAAACUGAAUGGCUGUGUUUCUAAAGUAUCUUCUCAUUUCUGCUGUCUUGUGCCCCUUUUUAAUUUUCAGCAAGUUUGCAAUGGGAUGUGGUGAUGGAUCCGUCUUUGCUGUGCUGGUUAGUGAUUUUUCUCCAUGGCGUUUCCAAGGCUGUUGUCUAAUCUGCUUCUUCACAAUCUUGGCUAUUCUUUGAGAUGAAGAAAAUGAUACAGGCAGUUGUGUGGGCUCAUCAUCAUUUUAUAUACCGUAUAUAUAAUUUGGAGCAGCAGGAAAUUGAGGAAUAAUGAAUUAGCUUUUCAGUUUUAUAGACUAUUUCCGCAUGACUGAAUGCAGAACAGAAAAAUCAUAAAGGGAAAAGCAUUUGAAAAUGAUGCCUCCAGUAUCAAAGAUAUCUGUAUCACUUGCUGGGAAAUGUGAGAGGCAAGGCUCAGUUGGCCUCAUGUCCCGCUGGUGAACUCCCCAGAGGCAACUGCCUGGCCCUUGUGUGAAACGAAGGCUGGGCCGCCUAGACUUCUGGUCUGAUCCAGCAUAGUUGUUGCAUUGGUAUUAAAGAGCAUUGGGGCCUUGCCAGCUCAGCAUUUAGAUUUCAGUUCUAAUAUCUAACCUGAAAGAAAGUCUAUGAAUCUCAAAAUAUACCCCCAAUAAAACCCAUGGAAGGGUCUCUCACUCUUUCUGUUUAGGAGGAUACAAAAGUCAGAUGAUUCUAGAGAUUGGUUGCAUGCAGGGUGCUUGUUUUAUUACUGUGAGUCUUCCAAGUCAACUUUGACUCAUGGCAACUUUGUCCUAGGGAUUUCUUGGCAAGAUUUCUUCAGAAGAUGUUUGCCAUUGUCUUCCUCUUAGGCUGAGAGAGUGUGACUCAUGGCUGAGCAGCAGUUCGAACCCUCAGUUCUUGCAGUGUUAGUCUAACACUCAAAUCACUAGGCCAUGCCGCCUUUGCUUUACACUGGUCUGUUUCGUUGUUGAGUGCCUUCAAGUUAUUUCCAGGUUACAGUGAAUCUGUCUUUGGUGUUUCAUUUGCAAGAUUGUUUUAAGGGGCUUUUUCCUUUGCUUUACUUUUGAGGUUGAAGGAGUGUGACUUGAUUGGGGUUACCUGAUAGUUUCAUAGUCCAGUGCUCCAUUUACUAUAUUAAGCUGGUUCCUCUUUAAAGAACAACAACAACAACAAACUUUAUUUAUAUACCGCUCUAUCUCCCAUGGGGACUCAGAGCGGUUUACACAUAAUAAAAACAUUCAAUACAUAUACAUCAUACAAAAUACAAGAAACCAAUAUAACGGCAAUUAACAAAACAUAUUUAAAAUUCCAACAUUUUAAAGCAAUAUAAUACCUUAAUAAAAGCAAAUGCAAUCGGUUUCAUUCAAGUGAUAUUGCCCAGAAUUUGGCUUCCCUAUCAGCAUCUUGUGUUGCGUGCAAACAAAUAGGAACCUAACAGUACAUCUGGAGAUAAAAUGUGUUGGAUGGGUUAAAAUGAUGUUAUUUGGAAUUCAUGAUUGAUAGCUGCUGUUACUCUUCCUAUUGAUCAGAACCUUUAGGAGAUUUGCAUCUCUUGUUGCAACUGCAUAUCUUUCUGCCACUCUGUAAUUUGGAAAUAUUCGAAAGCUGGUGCAGUAUUCACUUCUGAAAUUCUAUGCUCUGAGACAGGGAUCCCCAAACUAAGGCCCAUGGGCCAGAUGUGGCCCUACAAGGUCAUUUGCCUGGCCCCUGUCCUAAACUUUAGACUUAGGGUUGACCUAAGUCUGAAACGACUUGAAGGCACACAACAACAACAGUCCUAAUUUUGGACUGUUUCAUCAUAGUCUGACCCCCAACAAUUUGAGGGACCGUGAACCGGCCCUCCACUUAAAAAGUUUGAGGACCCGUGCUCUGAGAGAUUGCUGUCUCACCAUUAUUAAACUUGCUGUGACCAAUACAUUGACCCAUACAAAUGUAUGAGUUCCUCCUUGGAGGAAGCAACUUGGUGCCUUCCAGAUGUUUUUGGACUAGGACUUCCAUGCUACUUGGUUCAGAUUGAAAUCAGUCUAAAACAUUUAGCAGAUAGAAGGUUGCCUGCCCCUGCUCUACACUAUAAUAUACCCAUUUGGUCUUGGAUGUUUUUACUGAGUUUCUGCUGGGAGAGGGUAAUAGCUGGUUUUCUGCACCGUUUGGAAUUGGCUGUGUGAAAUAUUUAGCAGCAUUAUUUACACUCAGAGGAAGUUGCCGGUUGGAGCUCUCCUUAUGUUGGUGCUCUGAGAUUGCCUCUUUGGUCAGAAGUCAAGUGCAUGUGGAAACUUUGAUUCAUUGGCCACUGGAUACAAAUGACUGAACCCCAUAACCAAAACCCUUUCAAAGUGUGCCUCUUUUUUUCUAAAUUGGAUGUGUGUGUAUUCUUGCCAGUCUUGCCAAACAGUGGUCUAGGUCUAAUGAGGCUUAUUAAAUGUUAAACAUAUUGAGAAAGAGGCCUUUGCUUGAAAAGACUUUGUGUCUUGGCAGUGUUUCUGCAUUAACAUAUACUUGCUUUCUCCCUCUCACCAGAUGCAAGUGGGUGAGUCUUUCUUAAUAGCCUCAGAACUUGAACUGUCCUUUUUAAUAUGGUCAAAAUAUCAAAAUGUUCUAGCAAUAGAAUAGAACAAACUUUGUCCAUAGCUAAAGCCUCUGUGUUUUAGUGGCGUCUGCAAAAGUGAGCUUUAUUAUUAAGUUGGUCAGGCACAAGGCAAAAGAAGGCCACAUGUAACACAGUAUAUCAUGUAACAGAGAUUAGCCCCUUAAUUAAAAAGAGUGGCUGGUGCAUCUUAAUCUUUCAGGUGGUGAAUACUUUUAUUUCUUCUGAAUGCCUUUGUUUAUUUAACCCAGGCUCGUUUUUCAAUAUGGGUUUGAAGAUGACUCACAGCACAGAUGAAAGCUACAUACAGCUUUAAAACAAGCUGUUCUAUUAAAAAUAAUGCCAAUUUAAAACAGAUUAAAAUAUUUUAAAAUAGCACUGAAAAUGAAAAUGUUGCAAUUUGCCACUGUGUUAACUUAGACUUAUGUCAACCCUAUGAAUGAGAGACCUCUGGAACUCCCUUUACAAGACUUUUCUGCAACAAGAGCAGAGGGAAAUAGAUAACCUAGGUUUCUGGAAGAGGGAGUCCUACAUAGAAACAUAGAAUCCUAGAAUUGGAAGAGACCUCGUGGGCCAUCCAGUCCAACCCCCUGCCAAGAAGCAGGAAAAUCUCAUUGAAAGCACCCCCCCCCCAGAUGGCCACCCAGCCUCUGUUUGCUUAAAAGCCUCCAAAAAAGGAGCCUCCACCACACUCUGGGGUAGAGAGUUCCACUGAUGAACAGCUCUCACAGUGAGAAAGUUCUUCCUGAUGUUCAGGUGGAGUCUCCUUUCCUGCAGUUUGAAGCCAUUGUUCUGCGUCCUAGUCUCCAGGGCUUGCUCCCUCCUCCCUAUGACUCCCCUCCCAUCUUGAUAAAUGGCCGUUAUCAUGUCUCCUCUCAGCCUUCUCUUCAUGCCCUGCUCUUUCAGCCCCUCCUCAUAGGGCUUGUUCUCCAGACCCUUGAUCAUUUUAGUCGCCCUCCUCUGGACACAUUCCAGCUUGUCAACAUUUCCCUUCAAUUGCAGUGCCCAGAAUUGGACAUAGUGUGAUUCCAGGUGUGAUCUGAUCAAGGCAGAAUAGAGGCGGAGCAUGACUUCCCUGGAUCUAGACACUAAGCACCUAUUUAUGCAUGCCAAAAUCCUGUUGGCAUUUUUAGCUGCCGCAUGAUAUUGUUGGCUCAUGUUUAACUUGUUGUCCAUGAGAACUCCAAAAUCUUUUUCACACAUAUUGCUAUUGAACCAGGCAUCCCCCAUUCUGUAGGGAAUGCCUGGCUUGAUAGCAGUAUGUGUGAAAAAGAUCCUGGAGUCCUUGUCUUGGGAAUAACCACCAAGAAUGCCUCUUAGGUUUGCACAUCAUGCGGGUUUGUGAGGAAGAUGGGACUGAGAGAAAGGACCCUGCCAAGGAUCUUAAAAUUUGGGAAUGAUCACAUCAGGUAGACUGGGUCUAAGCUGUCAUAGACAGGAUUUUGAAUUGUCGGUCGGUAUCCUGUGAAAUUGUUGCAACAAAGCAGUUAUGAGUUUCCUGUAACUAGCAGGGAACAUGGAAAGAUGAUACAGUUAUGUAGCUGUUAUAUUACUUUGUCAAUGAAGGGAGUUAACCACCAAAUCCACGUUGCCGAGUUGUUGAAAACGGCAAGUUUGGAAAAGGAAACUCCGUUUUAUUUGGUUUGUGGGGAACGAGUCAGAAAAAUUCAUUGCCUUAAGUUGCAAAUUUAUUUUGACUAUCUGCUCACUUAAUUUUAUUUUAAUGACUAACUUUUUUAUCACACUAGUAUAUAUUUUUUCUGCUUAAACCGAAUCCCUAAGUGCUAUCUCAUGUAUUGGGUUGACUAGCGAAAUCCGAACUAGAUCUACAAUCACGACAUUCACAUCCUGCCUCAGCAUGCAGGGACUGUCCUCUUUAAUCAUACACAGGUUAUUUUAAUGCAACAUCCCUAAUGCAUUUGCGUUUAGGUGCAAAGACUCUGAGAAACGACCGCUUUUCUUCUCCCUGUCACAAUAAGAAUAUAAAGCCUUUUAAGAUGGGAAAAUGCAUAUGGAUGGGAAACAGAGGCUGAAUCUGGAUACCAUUUGAAGUGUCAUAAGUACAUAAUUUGAUAUCUUGGAGAGGGGACCCAAAUCCAAAUGUAAAUUAAUUUUUGUUUCAUGUAGUGUGGAUGGAAUUUUAUAUAAUAUUUUAAUAAUUAUGUGUAUGAAACAAAGUGUAUGUAUGUACACUGAACCAUCAGAAAGCAAAAAUGUCACUAUCUCAUCCAAUCAUGUUGCUCAUUUCCAAUGUCUUGUGUAUUUUUAAUUUUGAAGUAUUUUUUAUUUUGGAAUUCCAGAUAAGGGAUGCUCAACCUGGAAUAAGAUGGCCUGAGUAAAAUAAAAAUGAAGGGCAGUGCAAGCUUCCAUUUAUACCACCUGGUUUUCCAAGGCUAUAUGGAUCCCUGAUAAAUCUUUUGUAAAUGUUAGAAAAGGCACGUGAAAGAAUUAAAAUGUGUGUGGAAUUUAGUAUUUACAAAAUUAUAUGGCUUCCCUUCUUUAGGUCAGUUACUCUGAAAUAGUUACUCAUGAUUUUGCAGUUCUUUUAAUAAUCUUUCAUAUACUCAUUCUUUUGCACUUAGAGUCUCCUGAAACUGACAUUGUUGUUGUUUUAUACAGGGAAUGUGUUUGCUAAAAUUUUAAUUGGCUGCCUGCCUUAAGUUUUUCAGUUAAGUAUUUGCCAUUUCCUUUUUGUGAAUAAAGAGCUUUUAAAAGCACAAGCAUGGCUUUAUUGGUCUCUUUAACCCAAUAUCCUGUCUCUAACAGCUGCCUGCAAUAUAAUCAGCAGGGAUAAUGACAAACAAUUCAGUUUUUCCAGUGUAGUAGUAAUAAUGUUACUCUCAUUUCCCAGUGGACUAAAGUUGGGGACCUUUGCAGAGAAAAAGACAUGUGUUGUGAGACUGUCUUGUUCAGAGAUUGUGUUUCUAUUUUACUUGGCUCGUGCACUUAUUUCUUUUAUAUACUGCCUUUUCCACAAAGUGGGACCCAAGACGGCUCACAGAUAAGGAACAUAAAGGAACAUAGACAACCAUUGAACUGUCAGACAGACAAUUGUCCACAUUCUUCCAAAAUGUUGAUGGUUGGAUACAAAAAAUGCUGGCACAAAAAAAGAAAAGUCUAGCUAAAAGUGAUAGGGAAUAGCAGAGAGUGUAGUAUGGUAUAUAACCUGAGAAGGUGAGAUCUUAACAUUCUUUCUGAUAUUCAUGGUGGAAUGUUGAAACUGGAAGAGAAGGGAUUACAGACAUUCUUUGUCUCAGAGAACCGAAGCUGGCACAGACACUUGGUAUUCACUACGUAUUAAAGAUUUGAUGAGUGAAGGGAGAUUCGAGUCGGCAAAGCAAGCAAGCAGCUCUAGUUUUGCAAAAUGAUCUUAGUGAGACAAAUGAGCAGUUGAAUUAUACUGUAUAUACUCCCGUAUAAGUCAACCUCAUGUAUCAGUCUAGGGCAGGAUGGAUUACGGAUUUUGAUUUUGACUCAAGGGUCAUUAUGUGGAGUGUGUUAUGCUUUUAUUUAUAAUAAUAAUAAUAACUUUAUUUUAUACCCUGCCUCUAUCUCCCCAAAGGGGACUCAGGGCGGCUUACAUGGGGCCAAGCCCGAAUAAAAACAAUAGCAAUAUAAAACACAACAAUUUAUGUAUAGUAUUAUUAAUAAAAAGACUUUAAAAAACCACCAAGUGACCUUGGGCAAGUCACAUAUUCUCAGUUCCAGAAAACCUGUGAUAGGUUUGCCUACUUGGAAGCACACAAUCAAGAACAAUAUGGGAAGAUAUAGAAAAAGGUAUUGAGAACAGAAUGUGGCAUUUGGUUGCCUUCACUCAGCAGGCGCUGGAUAUUUGGAUCUGAAAGCCCUUAUCAACCUAAGCUCAAAAACUAAGGAGACUGAAGAUGUGUGCAGUGAAGUGCUGUAUGGAGUCUGAGUUGAGUAGCAUUUCCUCCUUAGACCGAAGGGCAGCAAUCCUCCUGGGUUGAUGGGUCCCUCUUGCAAAUAAGGACAGGGGGAAAAGGAUUUGCCCCAAGGUGUGUGUGUUCCUUUAGCCUCCAAAUAGUUAACUUAGGUGAAAUUUCAUUGCCUGUUGCCUGGAGUCACUUCUCACUUGCCUUGGGCAAAGGGAAGUUGUUCACAAGCCUGUAGCUAUAGCCAUGGCAUUUUUGAGUCUCAAACACGUAAGCAGAUAAGAGUGUUGACAGGGUCUGGAAAAAAUGUAUGCCAUUAAGAAAUUUAACAAGGAAAACGGUUGCAAUAGGUCAGUGUCUUAAAUGAAGUUAUGCUGAGAGGAAGAGAAUCUGGUGUUUUGAGUGAUAAGCAUGCAUAUUAAAUGUUGCUUUUAAAAAAAAGGCCACGCUGAUGGAUUAAUUCAGACACUUGUUCUAGCACACAUACAGAGCACAGGGAUUUUUGCUUGGGAAAGAUUCGCAAGGUUGAUUGCUUUCACCUCUUUAAUUGCGUUCAAACUCCUUUGAGCCACAUGGAAGUAAGCUCUCAAAUCUAAAACCAUUUUGAGGAAAUUUAUUCAGAAUUUACCCCCAAAUAGGAAUAAGAUACAAAGAGCUAAUGAAAGACAUAGUCUCAUCUUCUAUGAUCCUGUCCAAGGUUCUUACACCUUCUUCUUAAGCUAUAGGUAGGUUCUGUAUUAAUAAAUAUAUAUGCUAUCCUCAUAUAAGCGAGUUGGAUAUCAAAUGCUGAAGUUAUAUUAAUAAAUAACUCCAGCAUUUGAUAUCCAACUCACUUAUAAAGUGAACAUAGCAUAUAGCAGGCAAAGAAACUAAUCAUAGACAUUGCUAUAAUAGUAGUUUAUAGAAGUGAAGAAGUAGACGUUCUAGAUUUUCAGCAUAGGCUGACAUUCAGCAUGGUGUGUCAGAAAGGCAGCCAAAGUGGGGUCCAUGUGAGCUAUCUUAUUCUAUUUAUAAAGCUACUAGCUUUGCCCGGCCACGCGUUGCUGUAGCUUAUGGGAAUCAUUUGUUGGCCAGAUGGAAUAGCAGUGAAUAGCCUUGCAGCUUCAAAGCCUGGCCGUUUUCUGGAGUAGCUGGAGUAGCACCCUCAAAGAGCUGCUUUGAAGCCUGGCUACUUCCUUUGUAGGGGAAUCCUUGUUUGGCCAGCUUGAACUGCACUGAAUAGUCUUGCAGCUUCAAAGCCUGGCCUCUUUCUACAUAGGGCCUCCUUGCUAGGCCAGGUUGAAUGGGACGGAGUAGCCUCAUGGCUUCAGAGCUUAGGGGUUUUCUAUCUAGGGGAAAUGGUUGUUGGCCAGGUUGAAUAGCAGUGAAUAGCCUUGCUGCUUGCAAUCCUGGCCGCUUUCUACCUUGCGGAAUCCUUGGUUGGCCAGGGUGAAUGGAGGGUGAAAGGGAGAAAUGUGGCAAGAGGAAGCCGCACCAAGCCAAUCCUGACCAGGACUUCCUUCCACCUGGAAACAGAUGCCCUCACUGUGGAAGAACAUGUGGGUCAAGAAUAGGGCUCCACAAAAAACAAAACAAAACAAAAAUGCGGCGAGGAAAGGCAAGGCCCGAGUCAGCCAUGAACGCGCCUCUGGCCUUUGAGUCAUUCUUGCUCUUUGAAGGGGAGAAAAAGAUUGCCAUCAACAAGAACACCAAAGUGCCCAAUGCCUGCCUCUUCACCAUCAACAAGGAAGACCAUACACUUGGGAAUGUCAUUAAAUUGCAGCUCCUGGAGGACCCGCAGGUGCUGUUUGCAGGCUACAAGGUCCUCCACCCGCUUGAGCACAAGAUCAUCAUCUGGGUGCAGACCACCCCUGACUACAGCCCCCAGGAGGCCUUCACAGACGCCAUCACCGACCUCAUCAGUGAGCUCUCCAUCCUUGAGGAGCGUUUCGGCGUCGCCAUCAAAGACAAACAAGAAGGAAUUGAAUAGCAGCACGCUCUUGGAAAUUAACCGUUUUGUCUUUAUUUUUUCAGUAGCCAACUAUAUCAAAGGGCAAGUAUGCCUCAGAUCCUGAAACCGGAGAGAUUGUCUGUUAACUAAUAAAUUAUACUUAAAAAAAAAAAAGAAUAGGUCUCCACAGUCAACUAUGUAUCUACCGCCAAGACACUACACUUGGAAGGCCAUCAUACUCAGACAACGAGGGAUCGCCUAAGAGAGAUUCGAUUGUAAGAAAAUUUUAGGAAUUCCGAAGAGAUGGUCUCUGUUGCUCAUGGUUAUAUUCACGAAUUCAGGCUGCCAAACUGUACAUUUGUCUAAGAUUAUCUAUUAAUUUUCAUUGUGACUGUGGGCAACUUGAACUGUUUGUAUUAGAAGAUUUUGCUUGUGACGACCUCUGUUUUGGGAAGCAGAAGGAUUUUGUUUUGGUGUAGCUUUUCCUUGUGAGUUGCCAGAUUAUUCUAGGUGAAAUCUUCACCUGUGAAAACAGGUGUGGAGCUCACUGUGUGGGUGAGGAUUUUCUGAAUCACUCUACAUGUUCAUAUUCUUUGUUUCUGAGAAACCCACAGAAAAUGUCCUUUCUUUUUGCUCUUUAAUUAUUAACCAAGUUUUCCUUUACUAUCUUCGUUCCACACCCCAUCCCUACCAACUCAUUGAUUCAAGGUAGCAGUACUUGGCUUCAUUUUCUUUGCAAUUUGCCAGAGUCCAUGAAACAACCCGACAAUGACUCUUAACACGUGCCUCUUAGUUCAAGGCCUAGAAGCAGCCCAGAAAGCAUGGGCCAGGCAAUCAACAUGUUUGUUUUAAUUGGACUUGGGAUAGCAUUAUAUGCCACAGGAAGCUUUUUGAGUUACAGUUGGACAUUGAGUGUUAGGUUGUGCCGGGGUGUUAGAAUGAUUCAAGUGAAGCACUGUUGUUUGGGGGAGUGAUGUAAAAGGUGUUUUUUUUUUUUUUUUACUGUUCGCCUCUCCCUUUGAAGUUACUUCACUUGUGAAUUUCUGUAUUCCCUGUUCCUCAUCAGGAGAACAUUUGGUCUAGAAAUCCUUGGUUUUCUUUCAAGUGAACUGAGGCAUCCUAUCUAUAAAAUGCAUUGCUAAGAUUAUGACUAAAUGGCUUGUUGAAGGGAAUGGGAGAGUCACUCAUAGCAAAUGAUUAGGUUAUAGCUUUUCCAGAAAUGCUGGUCAUUCAAAUGUUUAUUGGCUCUCUUCUUGGAGGAUCAGUUCUUUAUUACAACAUUUCAGGGUUGCUUUUCAGUCCAGAGGAAGAAUCCACUAUGUGGUUUACAGUAUUCUGGUUUCUGUUUUUCCAUCCAGAGGGUGCAUUUUUAUGUACAUUUGGUGUAGAACUCUUAAAUCAUUUAUUGAUAUUAUGAUUAUUAUUAUUAUGAUUAUUAUUAUUAUUAUUAGUUAUACUCUGCUUUAUCUCCCCAAAGGAGACUCAUAAUAUUGAGAAUUGACAUAAUAUUGAGAAUUUUAUCAGUUGGAAAACUCAACACUGCACAGACUUUACAUAAACAACAUUGUAAAAGCAGAGCCAGAAGUUUUGCUGGUAAUCUUAGCAUCCCCUUUUUUGUAUGUCCAUAGUAAAGACUUGUCCUUAUUGAGUUACUUAUCUAGUUAUUUCUGUUAGGAUAUUCUAUUACAUAGUCUGGCUUGGUUGAAGCUUGCUGCCUGGAUCGAGGAGCAAUGAGAUUGCUCACUUUUCCAGUUUAGAGUUGAGUUGUAGACUUAAAAAGCCACUUUAGGUCUCAAUCCUGAGGAAGAAAAGGGAGAGGGCACAAAUCAAUAUAAUAAUGAUAAAAAAAUAUGUAUUGACCUCCACAUACAAAUCUCAACCUAAUCAAUACAUCAGCUAUUUCUUAGAUUUUUGUCUUGAGUUCAUCAUCAUUUUUACAAUUUCACAAACUACAAAGAUGAUCAACUAAAUAUAUGCACAGAAAUUAAAAAAGCCCCAAACAGCAGCAGCAGCAAAUCAGAACCAGCUGUGUUGCAUCAUUGGGUGGGUAAAUGUGGAAACUUAUGAGUAUUUCAGAAUGUUUCCAUCAAUUUAGAUCAGGCAUAGGCAAACUUCGGCCCUCCAGGUGUUUUAGACUUUAACUCAAAAUUCCUAACAGCCUAUCGGUUGUUAGGAAUUGUGGGAAUUGAAGUCCAAAAUACCUGGAGGGCCGAAGUUUGCCUAUGCCUGAUAUAGUUGGUUAAAAAGAGAGAAGAAGAAGAAGAAUGGGCAGGUCAAGGAGACAUCCUAUCUGAAAACAAAGAGGUGGAAAAAAAGCAUUGAGCCUGCUUCGGAGAUAUUAUGAACGCAUUACUGAAAAACCACUGUAGACAAGGAAUUAACUAAAUGAAAAGUGGCUGUGUUUUCUAGCUCUCAGACUAGAAGUCCCCCCUUUUGUUCUAGCAUGUUGUGUAUCAGCUGGAGCCUUCCAGGCCUGUGGAGCUGCAGCUGGGGGAAGGAAGCAAGAUGUUCCCUGGGCUUCAGUGAUGGUUGUCCUAAUGGUCUUGGACGUCUGCUUGUACUUCCUGCUGGGAUUUUGAAAUAAACAAGUAGUUCUAUCCCCAGUAUGCUGAUAGGAUUUAAAUGAUGCAUAGUGAUGAAGGAGAGGAGGCAAUAAAGGGAACCAGAGCGGGGUUGGCUGACGCAUCCUCUUCGGGAAAUUUCCGCCUCGUGUCUUGUUCUCAAACUCGUAGGACUUUUCUCCCUGGUGUUUUAGCAGAUGAUUCAGCUUCGCCUGUGAGUUUGUCAUUUCUUCCUGCCUGGAUUUGCUUAGGCAUUGGAGGCAGAUUUGCAUUCACCGUCACACGUACACCGUUGCGCAUGAUAUGUUUUUUUAAAAUGUAUACAAGCUUGAGGGAAACUGAAAUCUGGGAGAAAAGCUCUGUAAACUAAACACUUCUAUACUGUUUAACUGAUUUGGGCAGAGCAGAACUUUGCAACCCACUUAGCAACUGCUUUUUAAGGCAGUCUAGUAUUAUCCCCAUUUUAGUGUUGACAUUAAAAUGCAGUGGCUGACUUAUAAAGAUCCAGUUGGAAUGCUGCUGGGCUAAGAUUUGAACUGAGAGUAUCUUCUUAACUGGCACUGUAAAUAGCUACUUGCUUAUUUCAGCUCUUCCAGGUUUAUGCUUCAUGUACAUCGGUUCUUGGUAUCUACUGGAGGUUGAUUCCAGUAUCCUUCCCCCAGAUACCAAAAUCUGGAUACUGAAGUCCAGAUAUAUAGAAUCCCAUGAUAAAACAGUGUCCUUUAUAUAAAAUGAAAAAAUAAAGGUUUCUUCUGGGAUGUUUAAAAAUAUUUUUAAGUUGUUGAUUUUGGGAUCCCUGGAUGCAGAAUCUUCAGAUACUGAGAGGCAACUGCAGUUGAGUUAUUUGAAUUCACAUGGGUUACCUGCAAUGCUAGUAUUCGUGUGCCGGUUUCUUGCAUACAACAUAACUGAUAUAUUUUAAAAGUUCAGGUACAACCACAAACAUAUAUUAGUAUCUUCCUUGUUUGCUGGCAUUUGCUGGUAUAGCUGAUUUGAGUCUCCUGCGUGAGAGAUAAAUGAGGUGGGUAUACACACACACAUAUACAUAUGCCAUGUGAAAAUCUCUUUUCUCUGUGUGCAUUAUCUCUUCAGAAUUAUUUUGAAUGAACUAUUUAUUGAUUUCAGUUAGAACAACCUGUUGUUGGUUUUGUCUGAACAGAGAGUAUGGGAGGCGGAGUAUGCAAGAAAGUCGGAGGUUUCGGAUUGGUUGUGCACACAUCUAACAAUCAAAAUAUAAAAUCAGCAUGUUUUUUUUAAGUGACCCUUUAUAAAAGAUGGAAGGUGAACCCAAGUCUUACAGGGCGGAGUGUAAUUGAUUCAGAUAAGUCUUGUUCUCUAGGAAUGAUACUAAUGGGUGGUCCAUUUGGCAUGCAGCUGUCUUAGAAUCAUAUGGCAGGAUCUAUCCUUAGCAAGUAUGGGUCUCUUCAUUACUGCAGUAUAAAUUAUCCAUUCACCUAACAAAUGGAAACUCAAGAUAGACAUUUUUCUGCUUCUUUUCCUACCCAGACACAACAUUUACUCUCUGUGGCCCUAAACAGGGUUUUAAACAUAAGUCAUUGCAGGAAAUAGGAAUGUGUUUUGUUCGUUCUAGGACAAGCUUGGGAUGAGGAUCUCAAUAUGCAUGCUGACAAGACUCUGAAGCUGUUCAUUUUUAUUUGAGCCCUCUUGCUAGCAGCCUGCUUUACAAGAGUGGGUUAUGUAUGGAGACAAUAGAGCUCCUAUAAAUAAGAAAGGGAGAGCUGGGUCACUUGUGCUCAUAGGGGAGCCUAAGGGAAAUAGCAAAGUGCCAGGCCAAAUCUGAUUUCCUGUGUGAAAUGGCUGUGGGGACAAAAGCGCUUAAGGAGUAGUUGUUGUAGAGUGAGCAAAUGCUCCUGCUGUGUUAACCCAUUAAGUCUCAGUAGGUUUUAGGAGGAAGAGAAGAGACCCUUUGAGAUAAACAAGGCAGCAUCUUCUUAACAAACCUAAUUGUUGAUGGGCCAAUCCACUGGUGAUGAUGAUUUUUUGUUGCCUCUGUUCCACUUUGCUGCUGGCGAUGGUUAUGUGUUGGGUGUCUGUGAAAUUCAGUUAUUGGGGUAGACAGGCAAUAACUUGGGUAAUGAUUCAGAAGGGACAAAGAUAUGUGACUAGCACACUGUGAAUAAUCAGUAAUGGAGGCAACUAAUAUUCAUGUUUAAUGGGGUGAUAGUACCAUAGUUUACCUGACCCUUGGCAUGCUCUGGUUGAUGGUAAUCUCUAUGAGUUUGCGUUUAGAAAAUAGGUCCACGUUAGGGUCCUUGUAAAUUGGGAAGUACUUGAAGGCACACAACAGCAACAGUGCUUGAUGAGAAAUAUAAGGAAGAGAGUUAAUGGAGUAUGCUCUCCUGUUUAACAGGGUGCCAGUUUGGCAGAUCUUGUUCCAUAUAGGAAGUCAUUCUCAUUUCCCCAAUCUAAUAAGUUGAUGCGUAAUGAAAAACUACAGAUAGAACUCAGAGGUGGGACAUUGUAGCCUUCCAGUUCACUUGGCAGCUUUGAGUUUGACCAAAUCAAGUUUAGAAAAACGGAGGUAUUGGACUACAGCUCACAUUAUCCCUAAGGUGGCAUGGCCAGUGAAGUACAGCAGUUUUGGACAGGAUGCCUUAGAAGAGACACAUGUACAUGAAUAUGGUUCCUGAAGUGAUGUGGUUAUCUGAGCUAAAGCACAUCUUGGUUGGAAUCUAUAUCUACAAUAAAAGUCAGUGUUUGUAUGCGGCGGGCGGUGUAUGUAUGUAUGUGUGUAUGUGGCAGCUUUCUGAUUGGCCGCCACUUUCAUAGGCCACUGUCACUGCCAGGAAUCACUGACAUGGACCAAACUUGGCACACUUAACCCCCAUGACGCACUUUAUGGCCUGGUGCCGUUGGCGGGACGAUGACCCAUGGGUGAUGGGAUUUGUAGUACUUUCAAUUGCUACGACUCCCACAGGCCACUACAACGCCUAGCAGUGAUGGAACUGGACCAAAUUUGGCCCACAGAACCCCCAUGAACCCCUUUCUGUCCUGGUGCAGAUUGGGGGAGGAUGGACCAAGUAGCUUCACUCACUUCUUCCUCUGAGAGUUGUAGUUCACCAGACAGCACUGAACCCAGCCGACUUCGGAUCUGGACCAAACUUGGCACACUGCCUCAUCAUGCCCAACUGAGCAUACAGGCAGGAUUUCGGGGGGGUUGUCCUUUGGCUCUGGGAGUUGUAGUUCACUCUUAUACAGACAGCACUGAACUCAUCUGACUUCGGAUCUGGACCAAACUUGGCACAUUACCUCAUCAUGCCCAACUGAACAUACAGAAAGGGGUUUGGGGUGAUUGUCCUUUGGCUCUGGGAGUUGUAGUUCACCCUUAUACAAACAGCACUGAACCCAGCCGACUUCAGAUCUGAACCAAAAUUGCCACACUGCCCCAUCAUGCCCAACUGAACAUACAGGCAGGGUUUCAGGGUGAUUGUCCUAUGGCUCUGGAAGUUGUAGUUCACCCUUAUACAAACAGCACUGAACCCAGCCGACUUCAGAUCUGGACCAAAAUUGCCACACAGGUUUCUCCAAAGGCCCGGGCACCUCUGGGUCCCCAAGCUAGUUUAAAAUAAUCUUGGUAACCUUUAUAAUUGAAAUCAGCUUCCUGGGAAAGAAUGACUUUGUGUCUACCUGUGUGCAUUGGCUGCAGUCACCUGCAUCUUUUGCUACAGCAAGAAGGUCUUAUGCAAUCAUUUAACCUGCUAGAAAUAUUUGGCAUACUAUUCAGGUAUUGCAAACAUCUUCUGUGAAGUAGAAAGAGCAAAAUCAGGAGUACAUUGAUUUAUAUAAACCCAAAAUGUGUGUGCUUCUUGAUUUUUCAGCGUAUGGCCUGGAAGACUGCAUGGUGCUGGAUCCAAAAUUGUCAAUUAUUCAUGCUUUCAGUGUAUCACGUUGAUUCGAACCAUGAUAUUUUGAUUCACUGAAGCUACUAGGAAAUUCAGCCUGCCUCCUCCAUUAAUAGUUGUAGUGAAGUGAAAGGAGUGAGUAAUGGGGGAGCUGCUCUUUUGGGACAAACUAGUAUUUUGCUGCUAAUUGAUCUGGGAGAGAUUGUUGUGGGACUCUGAAAUACACAAUUUGGCUUUGAUGAAGCAUCAAGCUUUGUUCAGCAAUUAAAACUGGAGGCUGAGGAUUAAGUAGCUGCUUUUGAGAUAAAUCCAAAAUGGUGGAGAAAGAGAAGCCAAGAGUAAAGGAUUACUUGCAGGAUGGGGAUAUCUUAUCUUGCAAAAGGAUUGUGGAUUUUUCUUAAUAUGACAGCUGGGAUGCUGGGAGCCAAGAAGUUUCAGUAAAUGAAAGACCCCUGGCUUGUCGUGGUGAAGUGUAGCAUAAUAUUGAUUUCUUGUCAAAUACUGUUUUGUUAAAACAUCAGCUACGGGGAUUUUCUGAUUACUAAAAAAGACAAGAAUGAAAAUGCCAUGGUAAUCACUCUUAACUAAAGAGAAGUAAGUGGCCUUAGUAGCCACCAAGAUGUAUAUACAGUGUAUAGGAUAGAUAGCUCUAAACCCUCUAAAGACCAUAUGAGAAUUGGUUUUUUUGGAUAGUGAAAAUUUAUUAUUUUAAAAAAACAAUUUCAAGAAUUAGCCAGGCUUAUGAUGCAAAAGAUAUUGGUUCUCUGCUUGUGUAGAUUGGAAAAAACGACAGCCCAAAAAAGAUAAACUGGAGUUUGCCUGCAACUGAGAAAAUUAAUCUUCUCAGAUUUAUCAAGGAGGUUGAAAUCUGUCACACAUUAUGUUCUUAAAUCAUAACUAAGAAAGAACACAGGAACAAGCUGUGUUCAAGAAGCUCAGCAGUCUGUCACCUAUAACAACCCACUCCAAAUUCUUCUGGCAGCUUUUAUUAAUUCUGAAUUCUAAUAGCCUACCUCAGCUGCAUGCUGAUACAGGUUAGAGUAAUUUAUUAUUAAAUACUAAACUGGAUGUACCUUUCAUCAUCUUUUCAAGACCUUUGUGGGUAGUUUUAAAAAACAUUUUAAAACACACGUCAAACCUCUUAAAUGUAUGUUAUUUCUAAAUACCUUAAAUUAUAAUAAGCUGUUUCAAUUAAAAAAAAAGUGGUAAAAGGAAAACAAACUGUCUGGAAUUUAUUAAUUUAAUUUAUACCCCCAUCUUUUAUCAACACAGGACCCAAUAAGACGUUUUAUAUCAGUUUUCUUAAAAUAGAAUUCGGACCAUCUGUCAGAGAGAUAACAUGCAGGAAGGUGGGGAUCAGGGGAUCUUUUAGGAGUGAUAUAGUGGCGUAUUCCUGAGUGGCAGAGAGUUAGACCAGACCUUUUAAAAUUUUAGUAUUCCGUGAUUCUCUGAUUUUGACCUACAAAAUCUUAAAAGUCUACCUUGUUCUUCACCCUGGUAAUAAAUCUUCAUCAGUCCUUACAUUUAUCUUUACUGUAGUUGAAGGGACUCAGAAAGACAAAUAUGAAGGAACUAUGCAGUAUUCUCAAAUAUAAAGAUAUGUAAUUUAAUCCCAAAAUCAGAAUUAUCCAAGCCAUUGCAUUCCCACCUUCUUUGUCUGCAUUGUUAUGAAAGCUAAACAGAAAGGAGAGGAUCAACUAAUUUGGAAUAUGAUGCUGGGAAGUUCUACAGAUACAAUGGACUGUUAAAAUAACUAAUAAAUGGAUCCCCAACCCUGAACUAUGACACAUUGGAAAAAGAUAAUAAUGCUCAAUAAAGGAAGGAAAAGACUGUAGGGCAGUGGUUCCCAGACUGUGGGUCUCCAGAUGUUUUGGCCUUCAACUCCCAGAAAUCCUAACAGCUGGUAAAUUGGCUGGGAUUUUUGGGAGUUGUAGGCCAAAACACCUGGGGACCCACACGUUGAGAACCACUUCUGUAGGGGAAGAGUGUUGACUCUGUCAAGAAAGCCAUGACUGACCUGAAUUUGCAAGACCAAGCUUUUGGAGGACUGUCCUUCAAAGGGUUGCCAUAACUUGAAGUCAGCUUGAGAGCAGAAAGCAACAACACAAUAAGAGGAGAGAAAAAGCCUAGAAAGACAGAGAGAAAGCUUUAGCGAAACAGAGUCUACUGUCUCUUUUUACUGUAUUUACAUCUGCUUGACAGGAUUUUGGAUAUGAUGAAUCCACUAUAUUUGCUCCCCCCUUACUCAAACUGCUUCUUUUUAAUUGUUAUUGUAAUAUAAAUGGCAUUGGCUUUAACCAGGCCUGCAGAACCUGUGAGCUUCCAGGUGUUUUUGCCUCCAACCCACAGAAUUCCUGGCCAUUGGACAAGCUAACUAUUGCUUAUGGGAGUUGGAGGCCAAAACAUCUGGAGGGCAGUAGAUUAUGUAGCCCUAGCUUAAACCAAAAUUUCUCCCUUUUCUUUGGAGGGAGGAAGACUGCUGUCCUGUUUGGUGAUUAUUAUUUAUGAUAAUAUGGACUCAAGAUGCAUGGAAAUGUAAGAAAUGGGAUACCGAUCCUAAAAUAAAAUAUGACUUUGAGACACACACACAUACCCCCCCACCACCACCACCACUAAUCCAUGUGUUCUGAAGUCAAUGACAUAUCUUUUGGGAUUGUUGUACCAUUAAAAUGCCAUUCAGUGAGUAUUUGGGUGGAAGGGUGGUGGAAUAUGAAUUCAGCAGACUAGAGCAUCCUAUUGUGGGUACUGCACUGAACACAAUAAUCCCAAUAUGGACAGGCGGUAUUAUUUUUGUGGACCAGACCGUUAUUCCCUCCAGCCCAGUGGCGUUCUGUUUUGGCAGCAUUGCGGUGGUGAGUCAUACUGAAGAGGACUGGUUGUCCUUUGUGUGUCUCUGUCUCAUUCAUUUCUCUUGCCAGUGUUGACUUCCGCUGAGGCCUUCACGCCUCUUUGUUCCUUUUGUCUAUUUUUUUCCACAAUAAUGGAGCUGCUGUAAAUUAUUGAUCAGUGCCAGCUACGUUCCUUGUUAUUUGAAGGCAGAGUCUGUUUCCAAUACUUCCAGAUUAGACUGUUAAGGAAGAAAGUAGAUUUCUUGAUGGUAAUGAAAGUAGAUUUCUGGAUAAUGACACUCCUUCUUCCAUAAAGGACUUAUGCAUAUUCUGGUGAUUGACAAAGGGUAGCCUCACUCCAUCACAUUGUUGGAAAGGAAAGUGACAUUUCUUGCUCAGAACUAAGAAACAGAGUGCAGUUAUUUUUGGUAACAACAUAUAUUUGAAAAUGACAAGCUCCAAACACCCAAGGCCACAGUGCUUUGAUUGGCUAUUAUAUUGUCUCCGGUUUAAAUAUCACAUCUUCGCUAUGAUGGAAGAAGAGGAACACCAGGUUCUUUAAAAGGUGUGAAGUGCUGCCUGAGUUGCAUUUGAAGAGAGUGAGGUAGUGAAGUUGAUGGAAAAAUUCUUCCCUGUAGAUUUUGCUAAGCCACUAGGAUGUUUUUCACACUGCCAUCUUGGCCUCUUGUUGUUCAGCACCAGACUCUACUUUUUAAUUAAAAAAUAUAUCCAGUAUUCACUCCUCAUCUCAACAACCUUAGAAGGCUAUCUGUUGGAAGGGUUGCUUUUUUUAAAACUAAUUUUAAUGUUAUUGAUAGUUUAAUGAUGUUGUAUUUUUACAACAACAUGUACAAGGUGUGUUUAGAAAAGGCAGAGAGAUGAGAGACCAAAUUGCCAAUAUCUGCUGGUUAAUGGAGGAAGGCAGGGAAUUUCAGAAAAACAUCUAUUUCUGUUUUAUUGACUAUUCUAAAGACUUUGAUGGUUCAGAUUAUAAUAAAUUGCAAUAAGUUCUUGGUGAUAUAGGGAUACCAAGUUACCUUGCCUGUCUCCCGAGGAAUCUGUAUAACGGCCAAGUAGCAAUGGUAAGAACAGACCAUGGAACAACAGACUGGUUCAAGAUUGGGAAAGCAGUAUGGCAGAGCUGUAUACUCUCGCCCUCCUUAUUCAACUUGUAUGCAGAACACAUCAUGGGAAGUGUAAGGCUUGACGAAUUCAAGGCUGGAGUUAAAAUUGCUGGAAGAAACAUUAACAACCUUGGAUAUGCAGAUGAUAUCACUUUGAUAUCUGAAAGCUAGGAGGAUCUGGGGAGCCUUUUAACCAAGGUGUAAAAAGAAAGUGCAGUAGCCUGGUUGCAAGUCACUCCUGACGUGAAAAAAAAAGCCUGGUUGCAGUUAAACAUCAAAAAAACCAAGAUGAUGACAACCAGACUGAUUGAUAACUGGCAAAUAGAGGGAUAAAACAUGGAGGCAGUGACAGACUUGGUGUUUCUAGGUGUGAAUAUGACUGCAGCCAGAAAAUCAGAAGAUGUUUCCUUCCUGGGAGGAGAGCAAUGACCAACCUCGAUAAAAUAGAGAAGAGUAGAAACAUCACACUGGCAAUGAAGGUCUGCAGAGUUAAAGCAAUGGUAUUCUCCAUAGUAACCUAUGGAUGCAAGAGCUGGACCAUAAGGAAGGCUGAGCAAAGGAAGAGACGUUUUUGAACUGUGGUGUUGGAGGAAAAUGCUGAGAGUGCCUUGAACCUCAAGAAGAUCCAACCAGUCCAUACUCCAGGAAAUAAUGCCCGGCUGCUCGCUGGAGGGAAGGAUAUUAGAGGCAAAGAUCCUUCGGCCACAUCAUGAAAAGACGGGAAAGCUUGGAGAAGAGAAUGAUGCUGGGGGGAAAGGAAGGAAAAAGGAAGAGGGGCCAACCAAUUGCAAGACAGUAUCCUUGGAGUGACUGGCUUGACCUUGAAGGAGUUGGGGGUGGUGACAGGGUUGGUCCAUGAGGUCACAAAAGAGUCGGAAACAACUGAACAAAUAACAUUUUUUUGCAAGGUCCCUUUGAAUUGUGUAAGCAACCUUGAGCCCAAAGUUUUAAAAAGUUGGGUACAUAAAUAAGGAGGAGGAGGGAGGGAGGAUUAGCAUUGUAUGAGUACUGCCAUAAAAUGUGCUGAUGUUCCUUAAAUGGUUGGGAGGCCAGGUGUUGUAUAUCUAUGGCUUCUGUUGGAGUCUGAAAAAGUCAGCUGGGCUGGGCAGGGAUUGACCUUAAAGGAGAAGGUCAGUGUCCUGGGAAUUUGCCCUAUUUCUCCAGACUGUAUCGGCGUUUAGCAGAACCUGGCCUGGCUUCCUCAUACCACAGCACCUGUGUGGGUUUUUUUUUAUGAACUUGGUUUACUAGGCCAUCAGUACCCUUAUCUGUAAGAAAAGCCUUUGAAGAAGGAGUUGUUUGCUUUAUGGCUCACUCCUUUUAUCUGUUCUUUGGAAAUUGCAGGAUGCCGUUCUGCUUGAUAUGAAAUGCCAUGGAUGAUCUCUGCAUGGCUUUCAGAGACAAGAUCUUUCAAAGUACACCGCUGCAAUACUGGGCUGGUUGUAUGCUAGUUUGCUUCAGGGCUAACGAUCGGAAGCCUGUAUUAUUUCAAAGAGCCUUCCCAUGCCAAGUCUUUUCAGUUGCUUAGAUCACUAGGAAGAGCAAGCAUUGGGAAGGAGCAGGGAUAGUGGCUUCUCGUGAUCUGUGGUUAUACUGAUUGUUGGUCAUCAUGGCCCAAACAUACAAUUGCAGUGGCUUGGAUACGCACAUGACGCACAUAAUAUAGGGAACGACCCUUUAUAUUUGUUGCCAUUCAUGAGGGGUCCUGAAAUGAAACCCCUCAGAUGUUAUUCUUCUCAAGACUUUGAUCCAGCCUCCCAAGAGGGUUUUAAUUCCUGAAUCCUCUAUGCAGGAUGUUUGAAGGAACUUUAAAGGAUGUAAAAGGUCUGGGAUUUAAGGGAAACAAAUAUAUGUGCAUAUCUCAUUUAUUGCCUUGGGGUGGAAGUUUUACAAUAUUUUGUGUGUGCUGCUUUGUGAUAUAAGUAACUUGAAAUGAAGAAAGCAUCGCGAGGCAUAAUGGUUUGAUGGUUGGAUUAUGACUCUAGGGUUCAAAUUUGCACUUGACCACAGAAAUCCAUCGCAUGACUUUGAGCAAAUCAUUCUCAGCUUCUGAGUAAGGCAGAGACAAGCCUUCUUUGACCAAAUUUUGCCAAGAAAAAAACCCUGUGCUGGGUUCAUUUAGGGUCACUGUAAUUUAAAAAGACUUCAAGGUAUACCAUCAUCACAAGAAUUUAAUGAAAGGGAGAUGAGAACUACCAGCAAAUAAAGAGUUGGAUUAACUCUGUUUGUCCCUCCAUCUUUUUGUAUAGCUCUCAGGUGGCAUACAUGGCCUUUUGCCCGUUUUAUUUUCACAACAUUGUUAAAAAAUGAAUGGGCUGAAGCCAAGAAAAGAUUGGCAAAGCCUCACCACUUCCUUUCUAAAUGGUGAGGCUUAUUAGAAGAUAUAAUAGGACCUCGUAGCUUUCAGUCUGUUACUCUGAAAUAUCUUCUUCCACUUAUUGUUGACGUUACUCUGAACAUGUUUUUCUCCUUACUGUUCCAGGUAGGUACCUGCAGUAAUAUAUCAAACAACCAAGGUCCAGGCACUUACAGCAAUUAAUAAGCAAUUAAUAAGAGAAAUAUGCAGAUUUCUAAGCUGCACAGGGCUUUUAUUGGUUUCUGUUGUUUAUCAUGUUUAAGGAAGAGAUCACUGAAGAAUGUGGAUUCUGAUAAAAGGUUAAAUAACAUCUGCUUGCCACCUUUUCCUUGUAAGACUCCAUGUUCAAUCAUGAAAAACUAUGAAUAGCUCUUAAACAAAUUGGUGUGCCGCAACAUUUGAGUAAGUUGAUGCAUAACCUGCACCCAGAAUAUGGAGACACAGAAUGGUUUCCAUUGGAAAGGCAGCUGCUGAAGCCUGCAUUCUGUUGCCCUAUCUAUUCAACUUGAAUGCUGAAACAUAUCAUAUGCAAGAUGGGAUUAGCUUUCCAUAAUGCUUUGCCCUCUUUUAAGAUUCAUUUUAGUCUGUUACGGAGACCAGGGUUUGAACCUUGGCUUGGCCAUGGAAAUCCAUUUGCUAACCUUGGGCAGAUCAUGCUCUCGCACCUUCAGAAAAAGGCAUUGUCAAACCUCCUGAACAAAUGUUGCUAAGAAAAGCCAGCCUUAGGAUUGCCAUGACUUGGAAAUGACUUAAAGUCACCCAACAAAUAAUAGUGGAUUCUCUGGAAACAGUUUGCUCUCCCAUUUAAACCUGACUUUGGAAUUCUAAUGGGCUGAGAGUUUCUCUCAAUAUAUCAUUCUUGUUCCUUUCAGCACAGGGUUUUAUGGCUUGCCACACCUUCCCUCCUGCCUUCAUUGAUGGUUGCAUGGAUUGACGGAAGAGUGCAAGACAGCAAACCUUGGUCUCCUGUUACACACGCGUAGUCAAUCAUCGAUCUGUGUGUGCAGCCAUAAUUGCUGACAGGGUGAUACAUUUUUUAUGAAACCAGGAUGAGUAAAAGAAAUAAUUUAUUUGUCUCGGUGGUGGUGCUGAAUCCUCAAGAAGCUGGGAGGGAGGCUUUUGUCUUGGCUUCACGUCUCUUCCCACCAUAGAAUCUGAUCUGAUUAGUUUAGGGUUUUUUGUUUUUUUUUAAAUUUCUUUACUGAAGUGAUGAACUGAAAAAAAAACUAGGGUGACAUGUACCUUUAUUUAUUUAUUAAAUGUAUUUAUGUGCUUCUUUACUCCCAAAGUAUGACCCAAAGAUGCUCACGGGUUAAAUUAUUCAAAAUCAUGCAAUUCAAAACAGAAAAAAAUCUCAAACAAUACAACACAAAAAGAUAAAAAGUUAAGAUUAUAAAACAGCAAAUACACACCAAAGUUACCUCUGUGAGAGUAAUUACACAUUAAAACUCUGUUUCUGAAACUUUUUUUGAUGGUAUAUAAAUUAGGAUAGUAGCCAAAGUUUAGGGAUGGAUAUGGCAAAGUUGUACAGGCUAAUAUUGCUAGUCUUUGUGUAAACCUGCAACGUUUGCACAUUUAAGCCAUAGUCAUAAGCUCAAACUCAGUUGAACUCACUGAAAUGCCUCCAAGGAAAGGUGACUAAUGGGGGAGUACUCUUACCAUGAUUUUCUUAACACUUUUAUGUGGAAACAUCCUUGAGAACGUGAAUAUAAAUUCUUUCAUUAAAUAAUUGGCCACUGCAUGUCUGAUAAAGUAUGGUCACAUUAAUAAUAUUUUAUUCACCAAUAUACUUUUAACUUUCCUUUUCUUUUUCCCCUGGAUGACAAAGGAAAGGCUCCUUUUAGGCAUAACUUUACUAAUCUGUACCCUAUUAUAUUACGAACUGUGAAAUUGGUACUCUUUGGUUGGAGAUAGACAACGCUGUACUUUCCACAGCCCUGGAUUUCUCUUCCAGCUAGACACAAUUCUUUCCUCUUUGCUAAAGAAAUAGGGAAAUCUUUUGUAUUUCAUGUUUUAAGUUGGAUGUGCAGGUCCUUGUGGGUUAAGCUGAGAGAAAGAAGGAAUGCAUUCACACUGGUCUUUUCCACCUCUGGACACUGUUACUGCCAUAAACAGAUGUGAGCCGUUCUGCUUGGCGUUUUCGUGACAACGCAAAUUGGAGAUCAGAAGGGUAUUAAAGCAAUUGACUGCUCCAGGUGUGGCCUCCCGAGCAUGUAUUCCAAAGGCAUUAAGAUGGAUUUAAUGGCUUUGCAGCUUUAAUCACGAUUGCAAUUGUCAGCACUUCCAGUGUAAUGAAAGCCCCCCCAUCCACCCUGAUGUUCUGAGCUUCAUGUAUAAACAUAGGACAUUUUAAGACAGAACUCAUCUUUUCCACAUUUUGUAAUAAAGUCUUCUACUUUUUCUAUAUGUUGGUUUGUGGCUGUGUCUUCCAUGGCAACGCCAUUGAUUAUAUAGGACUUUCUUAUACAAAGAAUCUUCAGAGGUGACUUUUCCAGUUCCUUCCCUGAAUGUAAUCCAAGUCCUGGCCAGGACCGACACUGCUUGUUUUCCAAGAUAAGACAGGAUCUUGUUGCCCUUAGGUUUACAUUGCUUUAGGCCAGCUUAACAUUAACAUUUUGUGUAUACAUACUGUUUCAAUUCUGUAAUUAUCUGUUGUCUUUAAAGUAUUCAAAUAUAAAGUCACACCAUAUCACAUUGAAAUCACACCAUAUUUUUCUAACUUGUGAGUCCAUCCCGCCCUUUGCCCAGUUCUCUUCUGCCUUUCCCUUCAGUGAAUCCAAGUCACUGCUCUUGAAUUUUUCCUGUUGUGAUUAAUGGCAGUUUGCAAAUGAGUUGGGGGAUUUCUAUUUUAUAAAUCGGAGAACUCUUCACAACAAACAAAAAUAUAUACUCUGGACAUUCCACAGAUAUAUAUACAUUCCACUUGCGUCAUUUCCAACAGACCUUUGAACAGACCUCUGAGGAUCAGGAGAGAAUGCUACUGGAACAUAGCAAACAGCCUGAAAAACUCACAACAACCCAAUAAUAUAUUCCUCAUAUAGAAUUAGACCAUUGAGGCAUGAGCCAAGUGCUGGCUGCUCUCCUUGGCAGCAGCUAUUUAGCGUUUGCUGGUGCGGGGCUUUACUAUCAUUGCUGUGGCAAAUUAAUGAAGUGAUAACCAAUCUUUUACAUUUUGUUAGUGAAGAUGAGCACAGAAAAUAGGGGAAAUUGCCUCUGCGUCUGUCUGUCUCGGUCUCUGUUUGAUGUGUUUAUGGGCAUUGAAUGUUUGCCCUAUGUGUGUAUAAUGUGAUCCGCCCUGAGUCCCCUUCGGGGUGAGAAGGGCGGAAUAUAAAUACUGUAAAUAAAUAAACAAAUAAAUAAUCGAGCACAGGUUGGAUAUCUUAUUCUUUGUUUUUCCCCCAACAGCAGCCUAGAGUCUGUGCUGGGAGAAAAGUGGGAUAUAAAUGAAAUAAAAAGGGUAAUAGAUAAAUAAAAUGUUUGCAGUUUAAAUGGUAAACUUAUUUACAGGGUUAUUUGAGUUUCCAUUUGGAAGCUAAGUCUUGUAUUUCAGCUUAUCAGAGAUAUUUGUUAAAAGCAUGACUGAGUUCAAUGGAACUUAACAGAACCGUGAAUCGGGCUGCAGUCAUUAAGCACCCAAUAAAUGGAGUCUUACACUUUGUCAUCUGGAAUCAUGGUGAUUUUACAACAGAUCUGGAAUCGUGUCCUUUGAAAGCCAUGCCUUUAUAAACAAACCUGGGCUGUUCGUGUGCAUUUAUGUUUGCCGUGCAAAAGGAAGGCAGGAAUGCCAUAUAUCUAUAUCUAUAUAGAUAUAUGUAGAUUGUUCCCAAGUUAUGAACAAGAUAGGUUCUGUAGGUUUGUUCUUAAACUGAAUUUGUAAGUUGGAGCAGGGACAUUUUUUAAGUGUAACUCCAAUAUAUAAUAGCUUUGGAUAGUAUAGGGAGAGAUGGACACCCAUGUGUGUUUCCUUGGCUGUCGGUGCCUCUGUUCAGAAGAUUUCGCCUCACUUUCUGUCCUUGUGAAAAUUGGAUUUUAAAGAAUCUGGUUUGUUGUGUAAACAAAGAUUGGAGAUCUUCAGUGGAGACCCCUUUUCCCAUGAAAAUAACUCUUUCAGGAGUAGAUUUCCCUUCCGAAGGGGAGGUUUCUCUCACUUCCUGUUGCCUCACCCCGUUCUAAACUAGGAAUCAUUUGCAAGUCGGAUGUUUGAAACUGGGACUGCUUGUGUGUGUGCAUGCGCGCGGGUAUGUAUGUAUGCAUAAUGUGUUUAAAGUAUUUCUGUAUUAUCUCCCAAGUCAUAAAGGCUCCUGAGGGAAGACCAAAUUAGAACAAUUUUGAGAACACAUUCAAAUGCUUUCCCAAAGCUGUUCUUUAAUUUGGGAGCUGCUGUGUUCCUGCUCCUGCCAAGCUGUAAAGACAAGGAGCCAUGCUGCUUGAGAGGGCUCCUUGCGAAAGUCAUGACAUGUGGAUGGUGCCGUGUGCCAUUCAGAAACAUGCGUGGGUAGCAAAGCAUCAUGUCGCUUAGCAACUGGGUCCUUGGCCUAGCAUUUCUAGAUAGGCAAUCAUUUAGAGCAGCUUGUUCUCAUGUUGCUGGCAAUAUAAUCAGUGUGCCCAUCAACUCUGCUGCUGUUGACUCCGUUUUUGUGGCAUCUGUGGCCAUGCGCGUCACUGGUUGCUUUUAUGGCUUGGAUAAAAUCAUGGAGUUGGAAGAAACCUCAAGGGCCAUCCAGGCCAGUCCUGUCCCCUUCUGCCAGGCAGGAAAGUGCAAUGAAAGCAUUCCUGACAGAUGGCCAUCCAGCAUCUGGUUAUAAAACCCCAGAGAAAGGAGAUUCCACUAGACUCCUAGGCAGUUGUAUGUUUGUGUACUUUACAGAUUUAGCAUCCCUUAUCUGGAAUUCCAAAAUCCACAAUACUCCAAAAGUGUCUGAAAUAGUAACAGUUUUGCUUUCUGAUGCUUCAACGUACACAAACCUUAUCUUGCUCUCGAAAAUAUUAUGUGCAUAAGAUUACCUUAUGGAUAUAAGGUGUGUAUCAAGUAUAAAUGACUAUUGUGUUUAGACUUGGGUAAUAGUUCCAGGAUAUUUCAUAAUGUAUGUAGGUGCAAAUACAGGUAUUCCAAUAUCCAGGGAAAAAUCCGUAUCCGAAACACUUCUGAUCCCAAGCAUUUCAGAUAGGCAGCACAUAACCUGUAAUACUGUUUGUUUUUUCACUGCUCAUCUUACAUUAGCCACUUUGAGCAUCUCUUUCUGGGAAGGAAAUUUCAGUUAAAAUCCUGUUUUAAAUCAGAAGACAUGAUAACCAUUAUUGUCUUCACAUCUGGAUUUCCUUGGCAGUUGGAAAAGUUAGCAAGAAGCAAUAGUCAAAAGACCCUUAAGAUAUUUAGUAAGAUCAGACUUCAAAUUGACCAUUUUGGAGACUGAUAUGGGUCAGAGGAUGUGAGAUUGGGAAAGCAAAGGAAUUCCAAUGGGUAUUGGUCCAGUGUCUUAAAAUCUUAGAGUAUGAAUGUGCUUUGUCAAUAAAAAGCUUCUCUAACAUCCAAGCAUGGAGUAAUCUUCAACACAGAUAUCUGUUGUCUUCAGGUUGUAGAAAGGAUGAAUGCAAAAGGACACGUGAGCUUCUCCCACUGAACCCCUUUCCAAAGAUUGCCCUUUGAUGUUGUAAGUUUUGUUGUAUAGAGACCGUCUGAUGAGAGAUUUGCUUUGAUUAGUUCUCUGAAAAGAUGGUAAUUGCAUGUGGAUUAGGGGUUGGACUGGCCAUCCAGUCCAACCCCCUGCUAAGAAGCAGGAAAUCGCAUUCAAAGCACCCCCGACAGAUGGCCAUCCAGCCUCUGCUUAAAAGUCUCCAAAGAAGGAGCCUCCACCACGGCCCGGGGGAGAGAGUUCCACUGUCGAACAGCCCUUCUCACAGUGAGGAAGUUCUUCCUGAUGUUCAGGUGGAAUCUCCUUUCCUGUAGUUUGAAGCCAUUGUUCCGUGUCCUAGUCUGCAGGGCAGCAGAAAACAAGCUUGCUCCCUCCUCCCUAUGACUUCCCUUCACGUAUUUGUACAUGGCUCUCAUGUCUCCUCUCAGCCUUCUCUUCUGCAGACUAAACAUGCCCAGCUCUUUAAGCCGCUCCUCAUAGGGCUUGUUCUCCAGACCCUUCAUCAUUUUAGUUGCCCUCCUCUGGACGCUUUCCAGCUUGUCAACAUCUCCCUUCAACUGUGGUGCCCAAAAUUGGACACAGUGUGAUUCCAGGUGUGGUCUGACCAAGGCAGAAUAGAAUAAGGGGGAGCAGGACUUCCCUGGAUCUAGAUGCUAUUCCCCUAUUGAUGCAGGCCAGAAUCCCAUUGGCUUUUUUAGCUGCCGCAUCACAUUGUUGGCUCAUGUUUAACUUGUUCCCCACGAGGACUCCAAGGUCUUUUUCGCACACACUGCUGUCAAGCCAGGCGUCCCCCAUUCUGUAUCUUUGAUUUCCAUUUUUUCUGCCGAAGUGAAGUAUCUUGCAUUUGUCCCUGUUGAAUUUCAUUUUGUUAGUUUUGGCCCAUCUCUCUAGUCUGUCAAGAUCGUUUUGAAUUCUGCUCCUGUCUUCUGGAGUGUUAGCUAUCCCUCCCAGUUUUGUGUCGUCUGCAAACUUGAUGAUCGUGCCUUCUAACCCUUCGUCUAAGUCGUUCAUAAAGAUGUUGAACAGAACCGGGCCCAGGACGGAGCCCUGCGGAUGGCACUCCACUUGUCACUUCUUUCCAAGAUGAAGACGACGCAUUGGUGAGCACCCUUUGGGUUCGUUCGCUUAGCCAAUUACAGAUCCACCUAACUGUAGUUUUGUCUAGCCCACAUUUUACUAGUUUGUUUGCCAGAAGGUCGUGGGGGACUUUGUCGAAGGCCUUACUGAAAUCCAGGUACGCUACAUCCACAGCAUUCCCUGUAUCGACCCAACUCGUAACUCUAUCGAAAAAAGAGAUCCGAUUAGUCUGGCCAGGAGUACCUCUGUCUUGUCUGGAUUCAGUUUCAAUUUGUUCGUCCUCAUCCAGUCCUCAUCCAAAACUAGAUUCUGGGAGGUGUAGUCCGAAAUACGGAGAAUCCUAGUUGCUUAGACUUGAUAUUGUCGCUUUGAUGACCUCUUUCAGAUGAGAGAAGUCUUUAGUAGCCAUUCUGGCAUGUCUAAGGCUGGAUCCUCACUGCCAUAUAAUCCACAUUAUCUACUUGUACUGAAUUAUAUGAUUCUACACUGCCAAUUAAUCCAGUUCAAAGCAGAUUAUCUAGAUUUUAUAUGGAAGUGUAGAUGGGGCCUAAGUGCCUGUCAUUGAGGUUAUGGGAAGAGGAUAAAGACUGGGUGCUGGUUAACAGUGCUGUGUAUCUUUCACUGAAAUGCAAGGGAGUUCUUUGAGGUAUUUUUCUUCAUUUGCCUACUCUUUUCAAUGAUGCUUGAAAAAAUGCGAUGGAUCAUGGAACUACUACCUACCUUACCUUCUUUCUUUUCUGUUUCUCAGAACCAAAAAAAGUACCAUAUUUUACAUCUCUGUGGUUGAUGCUAGCAAAUUUCAAGGCAUUAACAUGCCUUUUAGUGUCUGUGCCCAUGCUCAGCCAAUUUGUUUUCUUUUAUGCUGACCUUUAAAAAAAUUAGGACUCCUGAAAUGAGUUUUUCCUCCACCUUAAACGAUGGGCAUGACAACUUUCUGGCUGUUCUUUAAAAAAUUGAAAUUCUUGCUGUCUCGCUGACUUCUGAUGGUAACAUUGUGUAACACGAUUCCAGAGGUAGCCAGUCCUUAAGGUAACCGUCACCCGAAAGGAUCGUUUGCUAUCUUAGACUGAGAAAGUAAAGGUUAAGUGGUUUAGCAAUGUCAUUAGAGCUCCCUUAAGCCAAUUACUGCUCUUGCUGUGCUCAAAGCAACACUACCAGCCCUAGAGAUACGUCUUAGGUUCAUCACCUGACACUUCAUAAUCUUAUGGGAAGUUAGGUGUCUCUUUUGUCCACUCACUAUGUUUCAAGGCAUUUAUAUGUCAUGGGAAAUCCUUCUUCUCAAACCAGUUGCAACAUAGGGAAGUAAAGUGAUGGUUGUUCGGGAAGGUAUGCUGGUAGGUUCUUCCUGCAUGUAAAUGAAACAGCAGGCUAUUAAUAAUAAUAAUAAUAAUAAUAAUAAUAAUAAUAAUAAUAAUAAUAAUAAUAAUACUUUAUUUAUACCCCGCCACCAUCUCCCCAGCGGGGACUCGGGGCGGCUAACAUGGGGCCAUGCCCAAAGCAAUACAAUAUAAUAAAAUAUAAAACAGCAUAUCAUAACAUAAUUAAAAGUAAUACAAUAGAUAAUAAUAGACAUCACAUCAAGAAAUCAAGAAACAGUAAAACAAGAGCAGGCCGCAUGAACACAAAGAUAAAACCCGGAGUGAGAGGGACAGAGGGGUACUCCAAUGUGGACAGGGACCUAUAAGAGUGGGGCAGUUUAGAGGAUAGAUGUUAUUAAGUGUAUAAGAGCAUUUUGAGUGUGUUUUGGACCUAGGAAGCUCAUGAAAAACCUCCACUGAACAAAUCUUGCCAAGAAAACUCCCUGAUAGAGUCACCAUAAAUUGGAAAUGGUUGGAAAGCACAUUGCAGGGAUUACACAUUACAAUGAAGCUCAAGCCCUAAACCUAUGCUGCCCAGAACCUCCAGAAGCCAGUAAUCAUCUUGACAAUAUGAAUGGGAGUUCCUGGAACUGCAGAAGUUCUUUGCUUGUGAAAAGAAUGCCAAGGGCUGGCUAUACACUUACAUGAAAGCUGUGGUGAAUGAGAUCCGGCAAGGACGGGAUUGAACAAAACACCAAUAUGGCACCCAUUCACUUCUACACUAGGAACAUAAAAGCUCCAUCAGACCAAAGUCCAGCAUUUUGGAAAUUCCCAAAGCAAGAGAGAUAGAUGUCCUAUUCUGCUGUUGAUUGCAACUAUAGUAUGAUUAGUCUUCCUUUCCAUGAAUUUGACUUAUCCCAUUUAAAUGUGGUUGCUGUCACUCUCACAUUUUGUAACUACAAAUACUUUUAUAUCCUCCAAAACCUCAGGGGAUUGGCAAGUUAACUAGUCCCCUUCUACUAUUAACUAGUCCCGAUGCACAACAAUUAAAACUCAUUACAAAGCUUUAAAAAUUCAGAGUGUGUUCUGUAUUGCAUUAGUGAUUUGAGUCAUCCUUUAGGAGCGUGCGUAUUUUUACCACGUUGGUUUUUCAUCCUUCAUAUUAAAGACAUGCCCACUCACACUUGGGGGUGGGGGGCAUGCAUUUAAUUGAGUUGUCAGAAAUAAACAAAAAGGCCUGUGGUAUUUGGAGUGACCCUUUAGGGGCCUUCAUUUAGAAACCAUUCCUACAGAAACAAGGACACACCAGGAAUAGUUUUAUCUGUUUAUCAUUCAUGAUAAAACAAGAGAAGAUCUUAAUACAACUUGGAAUCCAGGGAAUGCAGCUCCUUUCCCAUAUCUCUGAGUUUGAAUGGUAGAUAUGGGCAUUCUUAUGUGGUUACAUAGCAGCAAGAUGCAUAUCUGAGAUUGAAGGCGCAUUUCAAAGCAAUUCUUGGCUUGAGGGGCAGUGUUUUACUAGGAGAAAUCUUAUGCAAUCCAUGACAUAUUGAAUCAAGAGAAGCUUUUGGCCUUCUUAAGAACUAGCAGGUAGUUAUGUGCAAGGUUAAAAAAGAUUGAAUUGCUGCCUUGCACUUUGACGAAUUAGCCUGGGAUCUGAGCUUCACUUCUUAACAUGAAAAUCCUUUCAUUUCAAUUAAGCGUUUUCUAAGCUUCAAGCCCAUUGUUAGCGGCUGUUGUCACUGUCACUGGUGCAGGAAAGCUGUCGCCAAGGACAUUUCUUCAAAUGAAGCGGUGUCAGUGGAACUGCGCACUCUCUUGACAUGUGCCUACUCUUCCACUCCAAUCCGGGAAUUGCUAACAAUUUCUAUAAUUUGAAUCUAUUCUGUCCUGGUCUCUAAAGCAGCAGAAAACAGGCAUGCUCCCUUCUCAACAGGACAUCCUUUCCAAUAUUUACACAUGGAUCUCAUGUUUCCACCAUCAAACAGAUUUUUCUGAUCUUUGGGGUUUUUUUUUGUGAGGGUGAAGUUAUAGCAAGGUUUCUCUGAGAUAAAUUAUAAUUCUCCGUUUUAGGUCAUCAUAGAUGUUGCUAAAUUUGAAAACUAAGCUCUCACAGUGCAAGUACAGAAUACAAAACAAGAGCGCAACAGCAUUUUAUGGAAUUAGCUUUGUACUCUGUGGUUCGGAGACCACAAUGUAGAUGCUGUUUCUAUUUAGAACUGCACCUCCUUCUCUCAGCAAGCCAUGCAAAAGAGGAAAAACACAGCUUGCUUCCCACCCUAGAGGACGGGAUCUCAUGAGACAUAGAAAAAUUGGUUUCUGGGGACUAGGGCUGGUGUGUAAUGAGGUGACAUCACAUCUUACGAACACACAUUGGGUGAGAAGCCUCCUUGAGCUCAGGGGCCAAAACGCGAGUCUGAAAGCCACAAAAUGUUUGGCAGGGAAUUAGUGCUGCUCUCCUUCACAUCACGCAAGUGACAGAGCUGUCAAGGGACUGGGGGGAAAUGAAGUUAAUGAGCAGAGCAUUCAUCAGGAGACCUUACUCUAGUCGGAGGGGCGGCCUUGGAGAGAGAGUGGGGAUAGGCACUCGCUCCAUGCCCAUUCUUGCUUUCUCAUGGGAACCCAGUUGAGAUUAAGACUGUGUUUUAUUCGCUACAGCAGAAACAGAAAGUCUUGGUACAGCUCCAAAGACAAGAAGGUGUUGUCUCAGGUGAUACAUGAUCUGGGACGUCCAAGUCUUCAAGUACGUUACAAAGCCACACCAGCGUACAAGGAUGCAAGGCAAAUGCAGCACAAUUGAAGCAAAGGAAUGCUCAUGUACAGCAAAAUGGGCCAAGUAAUUGUGUGGCAACCAAAUGCCCUACAAAAGCAAAACUAGAAGGUCUUGUGAAAAUCUCUGUGGUCAUGGCUGUGUAUUUUUCGCUUUGCUGUAGAUCCAAAAUGUAUGUGUGGAACUGCAAUCAUUUGCAUUUGUAAGAUGGGUUUCAAUAGUUGAGCCCCUUUCUCUCCACCGCCACCACUACACAUUAUUACCUAACUCCCCAGUCUCCAUUAUUGAACCACAAGAGGAAAUAACUUCACUCUUGUUGGCAAAGCACUUCAGUAGUUGUGCCUUGGUCCUCAUUUAUGAAAAAUGUAUUUAUUAAAAGUGUUCAUGAAUCCAAGUGUUGGCGCAAAUUAAGCCUCCAAGGGAACAGUAUUCAAUUAUUGGCUACUACAGCCAGAAAGCCCCUUUUCUAUCUCUCCACAGUGCAGAGGCAAGUUGGGGCACCGGGGCCAGACAGGCCCCCAUUAGAUUAAAUAUUGGAGAAAAAUGUCCUGCAGUAUACUCUCAAACAGCUUUUAGGGGCUAUUGGCCACAAUCUUGCCACACAUUUUAUUCCAUUUGAAUCAGCACAUAGGUCACAUCUUGCUGAAGAAAAGACUGCAAUUUCGAAAUGAUUUUUCAAAAUACAUUUUGGGCCCUGGAGGCUGCAAAAUAGCACCAGGACAGUGGUUCUCAACCUGUGGGUCUCCAGGUGUGUUGGCCUACAACUCCCGAAAUCCUUUAACCAGCUGUUAGGAUUUCUGGGAGUUGAAGGCCAAAACAUCUUGGGACCCACAGGUUGAGAACCACUGCCCUGGGAGAACUCUCUCUGUCCUACCUUCAUCAGCUUUUUAUUUCUCAUCCCCAAAGCGACCUUCCAGACAAGCUAGCUGGCGAACUGAGCAAGGGCAUUUCCAUGAUGUUACUAAAGUUUUCUGCAAUAACUUUACAUAAAAACAUAGAUCUUUAGCACAAAUUGCUUGGGCUGGGAGAUUUGGUUUUAAAAUGUGUCCCUUUUUUGAAAACACUUUUUGCUAAUGCUGUUUUUUAGACUUUGACGCCAAUCAUUUCUGACAUCCCCUUCAACUUUAGUUGCUGCUGUGAGGUGACUUACAGGAAAGCGUUUACUGUUGACACUGAGCUCCAUGAACGUUCUCACGGAAAGUUCACAGUGGCAGCAAGGAAGGAAAAACAACAACUUCUAGAUGGAAUGGGGGAAGUAGAAAGAAGUAGAAAUCAUGCGUUAUAAGUUAUUAUGGAAACGUAAAAGUACAGCUAAGUCGAUCAGGCACUUGACGUAUUACAGGACUAAAAAGAGCACUGGAAAGAUGAGUGCUUUAAAAUGAAAUAAUAGAAAAUUGCUAAUGCUUCGGGUCUCAGCGAACAAGAAGAAUCUGACAGCUGAAGAGGCAACUGUUGUAUUAUGUCAUCUGCAGGCUGGCAGAGAUGGACGCCCACAGUGUGGGGAAGAAAGUACAGGGGUGACUGGCAUUGAGCGCAUAACCUGGAGUGGGAGCCCAAAGUGGAGGCAAAACCAUCUCUGAAAGCAUUGGUAUCAGUGUUGGAAACUGAGAGAAGAGUCAGUCCUGAUGGGUCCUUUCUCUCUUACUUGAUCAUCUUUUCUUCUCUCCUCUUCUCGAGCUAAACCUGUCCAGCUCCUCAGAGGGAUGAUUCAUGACUUCCAAAUCUUUGACCACUUUGGUCACUCUUCCCUGGACACCUUGCAAUCAUGUCCAUCUCCUUCUUGAAUUGUGGGGCCUGUUUUGAUGGUUUUCCUGCCUGGCAAAAGGGAGCUGGAUUGCGUGGCCCUUGUGAUCUUUGAUUCUAGGCCAGACGUGGGCAAACUUUGUUCCUCCAGGUAGCUGUUAGGAAUUGUGGGAGUUGAAGUCCAAAACACCUAGAGUGCCGAAGUUUGCCCAUGCUUGGGUUAACCCUUUUGUGAGCUUCUCUCUUGUUGGCUUUGGCCAGCUGUGAGAAGGGGGAUGCUCUCUCUGGCAGAUCCAUAGAAUCAUAGCAUUGGAAGGGACCCUAGAACCAACCUGUCCAACCCCAUACUGCCAAGCAGAAAAACACCAUUGAAGUCAUCCCAACCGAUAGCUAUCUAGUCUCUGUUUAAAAACCUCCAAAGAAAGAGAUUCCAUUAAAUCUCAAGGGAGCAGUUUUGAAGAGCUUUAAUCAUCAGGAGAUUCUUCCUAACGUUGAAGUGGAUUCACUUUUCCUUUUCCAGAAAACAAGCAUGACUCAUACUCAGUAUGACAUCCUUUCAAAGAUUUAAACUUGGUUGUCAUGUCUUCUCUUUACCUUCUCUUUUUCAAGUUUGACAUAAACAGCCCCAUAAGCUGUUCCUUGUAGGGCUUGGCUUCCAAAACUUUGGCCAUUUUGAUUGCCCUUCUCUGGACAUCUGGUCCAUCUCCUUGAAUUUUUGGUGCCCAGAAGUGGGCACAGUGUUGUCAUUCCAGGUGAGGUCUGACCAAAGCAGAAGAGAGUGGGACUAAGACUUCUUUUGACCCAGACAUUAUACUCCUAUUGAAGCAGCCUAGAAUCGCAUUGGCUUGUGUACUAGGAUUGCGAUGAUGAUGGGUGUGCAGUUCAGUAGGAACACAGAUGUUUCCAAAAUUCUUAAAUGGCUGUUUUGGCACCUCUUGAAUCUGUUCUGAGAGAGAGGCCAAGGAUAUGGGUGGGGUUGUGUUUAAUUUGAAUACUGUACCUCCGGGACAGGGAACUCUCUUUGCAAUGGGGCUGGUGUAGUCCACCUGGAGUCCUCAGGCUAAGAUAGGGAAGGAUUUACUCGAACAUUUCCUUGUUUUUUCAGUUUGCAGCUACUCACAUUGUCUGACUCAUGCAGUGCUUCUAGGACCAAGCCACCUUAAACCUGUUACUUGUUCACUCGGUGGUUAGGAAAACAAAUUCACUGCCUCCAUUGCGCAGGUGGGGCGUUGACUUGGAGAACUGCUGGCCCGAAGCAAUGCUGGUGAGCUCAUGGUUUGGCUGCUAUUUGAACCCAGGUGUCCCAUACUAAAGUUCAACAUCAACUUCUUCAAUGUAUACCCAGUCUUUCACUGCAAAGUUAAUACUAGAUAUUAAGGUUACAUGGUGCAUCAGAGGUCAGCAGUUAUGCUGAUUGCAGUGGAUAAUAUUUUUGUUCAUGGACACUAUGUGUUACUAUCCAAUAAGAGCUGUUCAUCAGUGGAAGGUACUGAGUAUGGUCUUUAGAGGUUAUUAACAGUCAGUAUGACUAUCCAUUCGAAGUGCUUUGGUUGUUUGCUCUGCCUGGCACAAUGAGGUUGAACUGGAUGGCCCUGCCUUCGAGGUCCUUUCCAACACUUGGAUUCUGUGAUCCUAGAAAGGGAUUCACAGUCCGCUUCCAGUUGUGAUGAGGAAGUGUCUGGCACCUACCAUCUUCAGGUGUCUUUCACUGAUACAGUAUUUGGGGGAGCUUCGAGAUCUGUAGAUGCCACUUGUAGCUCACUGACCCUAUUCCAAUCUGCCUUUAUAACAACAACAACAACAACAACAACAACUUUAUUUAUAUCUCGCCCUUUCUCCCCAAUGGGGACUCAGGACAGUUAACAACAUACAGUGGUAAAUAUUCAGUGCUGUAAAGUGCAGUCAACAGUAAAUACGACUACCAUGAGUUAAACAAUAACACAAUAACAGCAAUAUAGUCAGUCCCCCACAUUUGCUGGGGUCAGGGGCACAGGACCCCCAGGAAAGUGGAACAUCACAGAUUUUCAAAAAUGCCAUUUAUGCUUGGAAGAAGCAUAAAAGAAAAUUGUAUACAAAGAUAUCACAAUUGACUUUGAUUCAAGAAGCCUUCAAGCAAGGUGGACAUUCCAAGGCUGGCAAAAGAUGGCUAGUAUAUGCCAUCUUGAGGCAACCUCCAACUGAAAACAAGGACAGAAAUAAACCAACAGGACUAUAACCUGAACUGGUCUGAAUAUGCACAAAUACAUCAUCAAUACCAAAAGGAUAUACAGAUAGAAUUUGAAGAAGAAAAGACUAAUUUUGACAAGAUACUGCAAUUAGGAAAUAACAGUUUAAGUUCUACAAUCUUCUACUAAAAUUACACAUAGAAGAUGAAUAUGUCAAGGAAUGUAUGUUUGAUCAGCUUCGAUACUCACCUAAGCUGAUUGAACAUACAGUCCUUAACAUAUUUGUCUUCUGUGUGUAAUUUUAACAGGAGAUUGUAGAACUUAUAUAGAACACCUCUUGAGAGUAAACAUAAAAAUAUUUAAAAACUUUUCACUUCUGGAAAAUUUCUAUAAAAUGUUUUAGCAAUCCUACCUGACACCUGUUAAAAUGGCCAAAAUGCAGCCACAAUGGGAAACACGUGUUGGAAAUGCAAACAAGCAAUGGGAAUUUUUUUUCCAUAUUUGGAGGUCCUGCAAUAAGACAAAAAACUUUUGGAUUGAGAUCCAUAAAACUAUUGAAAAAGUACUAAAGCUAAAAUAUCAAUGCAUCCAAAGACAUUCUUCCUAUUAGGAAUAAUAGACAGAUCACUUCUGAAAACACAAGACAAACUCUUCACUCUGAUGACUGUUGCAAGAAUCGUUUAUGCACAGGCUUGGAAGCUGGAGGAAACACUGGAAAUGGAGGAAUGGAUGGUGAAAGUGGCGAAAGUGGCAGAGAUGGACAUUCUGAUGAGAUACCUUCAGUCAAAAGACCGGAGUUUGGGAAGGACUUGGAACCCUUUAAAAAGUUUCUAGAAGGAAGGACUAUUUCAACGUGGGGACUUCAUGUUUAAAAUGGAAAGUCUGACUACUAUUAAAUCUAAAUUCACCAACAUAUUGUUCAAUAUACUCCUGAAGAAAGAUGACGAAGAACCCUUAAAAUGCUGUUUUUCAAAACCUGGGACAGCAUCUUUCUAGGAAUUUCUUGGUCCUCCACCUUGUGGGAACUAACACACAAUUGUACUGGAGGACCUGGAGAUUCCUGGAGAGAACAUUUUAAUCAAAUCCAUAAAGCCAGAAACGUAAAUGCGGAAGGAUGAUUGUUGAAUGUAAUAAUACAACAAAAAUGCAGCGUGUGGACACCGAUCUGUGUGAGGACAACUUGCAGGUGAAACCUUUUUGAGGAUUGUGGGCAUGAGUUAAAAGUAGGGGAGAACAGACGUUGGUUGAUUUAAAAAAAUGGCCAGACUAAACCUAUCUAGAGCAGGCGUGGGUCAACUUAGGCCCUCUAGGUGUUUUGGACCUUAGCUCCCACAAUUUGGCUGUUAGGAAUUGUGGGAGUUGAAGUUCAAAACACCUGGAGGGCCAAGGUUGGCCCAUGCCUGCUCUAGAGGGAGAUUUUUAUAGCAUUGGGUGUCAGGGCAAACCCCACACUGGUAAACUCUGAAAGCAGCAGGAAUAGUGUUGAUGGGCAACUUCAGCUCCUGAUUGCCUUGAAAACCGGCAGGUGUCUGAUCGCAUAUAUCUGAAGGUGAAUGGGAACCUCCAUGGGGCAGAGAACUCUUCAGACUUGAGGCCAGACACCUGUGCAGGACUUCGUUCUUCAGGGAUUUCCACAUCAGUGCGUAUUUCUCCUGUUGUGUGUUGGUUGUUGUGCUGUUUAUUUUCAGAAGUCACUGACUGUCCCCUGGCCUCCCAGUGCUCUCAUCCUUCGAAUUGCCAGCAGUAACUGCUUAAAAAUUUCAGAGAAAAUUGAUGACAGCUCAGUGAGGUGUCAGAUUGCCACUUGAGGCAGCUGUUCCGAAGAGUGUGGUGUGCUUGGCAGAUCUGUCUCAGGCCAUUAAAGCCAGCCUUACGUCUUCUUAGCCACAGCACUGAUGCUAUUUCCUUUAGUUACCUCACUGUGUUCUUUCUGCACUUGGAGUUUGCUUGUUUGCUUCCUUAUUGACAGCAAUUAGGUAUACAUUGUUAGGCUAAAAAAGGUUGGUAGUUUAAGUUCCAUCCUGAGUAAAUAUAUACUUUUUUCCUUUAGAGCAGGCAUGGGCAAACUUUGCCCCUCCAGGUGUUUUGGACUUCAACUCCCAUAAUUCCUA